UCGUUCUUCCUUUUUUCUCCCCUAUAUAUAACCUCACUACUCUCCUCCCUCUUGUCCUCAAAUCACAUUCAUCUCUUCCUAUUUCUCUCUCUCUCAAAAUCUCUUUCUAACUCUCUCAAAUUAUUCAAAACAAAACAAUUCUAUCAAAAUAAAAAACUUAAUAUGGAAAGCAAUCUACCUGUGAUAUCAAAGAAAGUGUGGAAUAUGGUACGUGUGGCUUUCUACAUGUUGAAAAAAGGCAUAUUAAAGAGAAAACUAAUGAUGGACCUAAACAUGAUGCUCAAACGCCGCGGAAAACUAGCCGGAAAGGCCAUUGUAAAUCUAAUGUUCCAUCACCACCACAAACACGGCGGCUCCACCUCAAGCCGACGAUCCCACGACUCACACCACCAAUUCAUCACCUCACGAGAGUAUGAAUUCAGCUGCAGCAACACUCCCAACCACUUCUUCUCAAUAGGGAAGCGUCAUCACAGCCACAAUCACAAGCACAAUGCUCAAACACGACUUACACACGACGAUGAGGUGACGACUAUGAAUGCAGUGAAGGCAGUAUUGGAGAUGCUUAACAACGAUCAAGCGAUUGUAGAAGCGUCUCCAGCACUGCCCGGAUUCGGAAGUAGCCCAAUGGUGAGGCAAUUGAGGGUGACAGACUCACCUUUCCCUUUAAGAGACGAUGAUGAGAAGGACAAUCAGGUUGAUAAAGCAGCAGAAGAUUUCAUAAAAAGGUUUUACAGUCAAUUGAGGAAGCAAGAUUGAUUGUUUAAUAUUAAUCUAUUUUAGUUAAUAAAAAGUUUGUAAUGUUUGCUGUGAAUGUUAAGUAACCAUAUUUUAGUUAAUAAAAAUCUUUCCGAGGUACCCUUAGUACUAAAAAAAGAAUUUCAAUAAAUGCUUUCAAGUUAGGAUAUACCCUCCUCGGCCAUAAGCACCUUGCUGAAUUUUGGGUUUAAUAUUAAACACUUUUGUUUCUUUACUUCUA
Messenger RNA from Lathyrus oleraceus (garden pea), 976 nucleotides. RefSeq lists its product as uncharacterized. The coding region runs from base 163 to 756 and encodes 197 amino acids. Lineage: Eukaryota; Viridiplantae; Streptophyta; Magnoliopsida; Fabales; Fabaceae. The transcript has a single exon. The record is from RefSeq and is a predicted model, not a curated record.